Molecule: messenger RNA, 7468 nt
Organism: Octodon degus (degu)
Lineage: Eukaryota; Metazoa; Chordata; Mammalia; Rodentia; Octodontidae
Gene: Pcdh1
Product: protocadherin 1
Exons: 5
Coding region: 155-3868 (1237 amino acids)
Biological process (GO): homophilic cell-cell adhesion
Cellular component (GO): plasma membrane
Molecular function (GO): calcium ion binding
Source: RefSeq, a predicted model, not a curated record
CCGCCGCCACCUCACACACUCGGGGAGCGGGAGCGCGGCGCGGACGCGAAGCCGCCGGGCUGCUGCGCCUAGAGCCGGCCGGAGCCGGAGCCGAACCGCAGCGCCAGCCCCAGCCGCGUCGAGCCGCAGCCCGGGCCGGGGCCAGCGGCGGCUCAUGGACAGCGUGGCCGGCGGCCGGUGCUGGCCCGAGGCGGCCCUCCUGAUUCUGAAACGUGCCAGGAUGGGGCUCUUGAGGCCCAGCCCCGGCCCUGGGGGACGGUGUUUGCUGCUGCCCCCCUUGCUGCUGGUCCUGUUGCUCCUGUUGGCUCCAUCUGCAGGCCAGGUCACCCGGGUAGUGUACAAGGUGCUGGAGGAACAGCCACCCAACACCCUCAUUGGGAGCCUCGCAGCUGACUAUGGUUUUCCAGAUGUGGGCCACCUGUACAAACUAGAGGUAGGUGCCCCAUAUCUUCGAGUGGAAGGCAAGACAGGCGACAUUUUCACCACUGAGACCUCCAUUGACCGUGAGGGGCUCCGUGAAUGCCAGAACCAGCUCCCUGGUGAGCCCUGCAUCCUGGAGUUUGAGGUGUCUAUCACGGACCUCAUGCAGAAUGGCAGCCCCCGAUUGCUAGAGGGCCAGAUAGAGGUACAGGACAUCAACGACAACACGCCCAACUUCUCCUCACCGGUCAUCACUCUGUCAAUCCCCGAGAAUACGAACAUCGGCUCACUCUUCCCCAUCCCACUGGCUACCGAUCGCGAUACUGGCCCCAACGGCGUGGCCUCAUAUGAGCUGCAAGCCAAGCCUGAGGCCCAGGAGCUAUUUGGGCUGCAGGUAGCCGAGGACCAGGAGGAGAAGCAGCCACAGCUCAUUGUGAUGGGCAACCUGGACCGAGAGCGCCGGGAUUCCUAUGACCUCAACAUCAGGGUGCAGGAUGGUGGCAGCCCCCCACGUGCCAGCAGUGCCCUGCUGCGUGUCACUGUGCUCGACACCAAUGACAACGCUCCCAAGUUCGAGCGGCCUACCUAUGAGGCUGAGCUAUCUGAGAACAGUCCCAUAGGCCACUCAGUCAUCCAGGUGAAGGCCAAUGACUCAGACCAAGGUGCAAACGCUGAGAUUGACUAUACAUUCCACCAGGCGCCUGAAGUGGUAAGGCGUCUUCUGCGCCUGGACAGAAACACUGGGCUUAUCACUGUCCAGGGCCCCGUGGACCGUGAGGACCUAAGCACCCUGCGCUUCUCAGUUCUUGCCAAGGACCGAGGUGCCAACCCAAAGAGUGCCCGUGCCCAGGUGGUCGUAACUGUGAAAGAUAUGAACGACAAUGCCCCGACCAUUGAGAUCCGAGGCAUAGGGCUUGUGACCCAUCAAGAUGGGAUGGCGAACAUCUCAGAGGAUGUGGCAGAAGAGACAGCUGUGGCCCUGGUACAGGUAUCUGACCGAGACGAGGGAGAAAAUGCAGCUGUGACCUGUGUGGUAGCAGGUGAUGUGCCCUUCCAGCUCCGCCAAGCCAGCGAGACAGGUAGUGACAGCAAGAAGAAGUACUUCCUGCAGACCACCACCCCGCUGGACUAUGAGAAGGUCAAGGACUACACCAUUGAGAUCGUGGCUGUGGACUCUGGCAACCCCCCACUCUCCAGUACCAACUCCCUCAAGGUGCAGGUGGUAGAUAUCAAUGACAAUGCACCUGUCUUCACCCAGAGUGUCACUGAGGUUUCCUUCCCAGAAAACAACAAGCCCGGUGAAGUCGUAGCUGAGGUCACUGCCAGUGAUGCUGACUCUGGCUCUAAUGCAGAACUGGUGUACUCUCUGGAGCCUGAGCCGGCUGCUCAGGGUCUCUUUAGUAUUUCGCCCGAAAAUGGAGAGAUCCGGGUGAAGACAUCCCUAGAUCGGGAACAGAGGGACAGUUAUGAGUUGAAGGUUGUGGCAGCUGACCGGGGCAGCCCCAGUCUCAAGGGCACAGCCACUGUCCUCAUCAAUGUGCUAGACUGCAAUGACAAUGACCCCAAAUUUAUGCUGAGUGGCUACAACUUCUCAGUGAUGGAGAACAUGCCAGCGCUGAGUCCAGUAGGCAUGGUGACUGUCAUUGAUGGGGAUAAGGGGGAGAAUGCCCGGGUGCAGCUCUCAGUGGAACAGGACAAUGGCGACUUUGUUAUCCAGAAUGGCACAGGCACGAUCCUGUCCAGUCUGAGCUUUGACCGAGAGCAGCAGAGCACCUACACCUUUCAGCUGAAGGCAGUGGAUGGUGGUGUCCCACCUCGCUCAGCCUAUGUUGGUGUCACCAUCAAUGUGCUAGAUGAGAACGACAAUGCACCCUUCAUUACGGCCCCCUCCAACACGUCCCACCGGCUGCUGACCCCCCAGACACGUCUCGGUGAGACAGUCAGCCAAGUGACAGCUGAGGACAUUGACUCUGGUGUUAAUGCUGAGCUGAUCUACAGCAUUGCUGGUGGCAACCCUUACGGACUCUUUCAGAUUGGGUCUCAUUCAGGUGCCAUCACCCUGGAGAAGGAAAUUGAACGGCGCCACCAUGGGCUGCACCGCCUUGUGGUAAAGGUCAGUGAUCGUGGCAAACCCCCACGCUAUGGCACAGCCCUGGUCCACCUUUAUGUCAAUGAGACGCUAGCCAACCGCACGCUACUGGAGACCCUCCUGGGCCACAGCCUGGACACGCCACUGGAUAUCGACAUUGCUGGGGACCCAGAAUAUGAGCGCUCCAAGCAGCGUGGCAACAUCCUCUUUGGUGUUGUGGCUGGCGUGGUGGCUGUGGCCUUGCUCAUUGCCCUCGCUGUGCUUGUGCGCUACUGCCGGCAGCGGGAGGCCAAGAGCGGCUACCAGGCUGGUAAGAAGGAGACCAAAGACCUGUAUGCCCCUAAGCCCAGCGGCAAAGCCUCAAAGGGAAACAAAAGCAAGGGCAAGAAGAGCAAGUCCCCAAAGCCAGUGAAGCCAGUGGAGGAUGAAGAUGAGGCUGGGCUGCAGAAGUCCCUCAAGUUCAACCUGAUGAGUGACGCUCCUGGGGACAGUCCUCGAAUCCACCUGCCCCUCAACUACCCACCAGGCAGCCCUGACCUUGGCCGCCACUACCGCUCUAACUCCCCACUACCUUCCAUCCAACUGCAGCCCCAGUCACCCUCGGCCUCCAAGAAGCACCAGGUGGUGCAGGACCUGCCGCCUGCAAACACAUUUGUGGGCACUGGGGACACCACGUCCACAGGCUCCGAGCAGUACUCCGACUACAGCUACCGCACCAACCCCCCCAAAUACCCCAGCAAGCAGUUACCUCACCGCCGUGUCACCUUUUCGGCCACUAGCCAGGCCCAGGAGCUGCAAGACCCAUCCCAGCACAGUUACUAUGACAGUGGCCUGGAGGAGUCUGAGACACCAUCCAGCAAGUCCUCCUCAGGGCCCCGACUUGGUCCUUUGGCCCUGCCUGAAGAUCACUAUGAACGCACCACCCCUGAUGGCAGCAUAGGAGAGAUGGAGCACCCCGAGAAUGACCUCCGCCCUUUGCCUGAUGUCGCCAUGACGGGCACGUGUACCCGGGAGUGCAGCGAGUUUGGCCACUCUGACACGUGCUGGAUGCCUGGCCAGUCGUCUCCCAGCCGCCGGACCAAGAGCAGCGCCCUCAAACUCUCCACCUUCGUGCCUUACCAGGACCGAGGAGGGCAGGAGCCUGCGGGCGCCGGCAGCCCCAGCCCCCCGGAAGACCGGAACACCAAAACGGCCCCCGUGCGCCUCCUGCCCUCCUACAGUGCCUUCUCCCACAGUAGCCAUGAUUCCUGCAAGGACUCGGCCACCUUGGAGGAAAUCCCCCUCACCCAGACCUCGGACUUCCCACCUACAGCCACACAGGCAUCUGCCCAGACGGCCAAGCGUGAGAUCUACCUGUGAGCCCCCUCCUGGCCGGCUGGCCACCCCUUUCCCCGGCUGCCGGCCAGCUCCCAAACGGGCCCAUCUCAGGGCCCAAUUCGUGACCCCUCCAGCGUGGACUCUGUGGCCAGCGCCCCAGGUGGGGGGGAAUACUAGCCUCAUAACCACGCUGGCCCCUCCCCAUGCAGGGUCCAGGUCCUCUUCCUUGUUUCCAUCCCACAGCUCCCGGGAGCCCCUUCUUCCCCUUUUAGGGCUCCUCCCAGAUGCCCAAGAGGGCUCCUCUGCAAUGACUGGGCUCCCACCUGUCAACUUCCAGGGAGCACCCCUCACUUUGGGCAGAUGGUGGAGUCAGGGUGGGCAGCACACUUUCAACUCAUUGUUUCCCGCAUGGCCGACCAGGGCGGGGACAGCGUGCCCCUUUUCAGUCUGGAAGCAGGGCUGAACUGGGGAGCCCCUCUCCCUGGGAACCCCCAGAGGAAACUCUUGACCACCAGGGGCUCCCUGAAGGGCUUUUGUUACCAAAGGAGGGGCGGGAUGGGGUGGGAGUGGGGCGGAGGCCUUGUCUUCCAGCACUGCUCCUGGGCUGGCCCACCUGCCUGCCACGUGCCCAUGCUGGGUCCCAUCUGGGCCACCCCUUCCCUGCUGGUCAUGCAGUGUCUGUAUAUAAGGACCUUGGAAUGAUGUCCCCAUUUCUGCCUGAUUUGCAACUUUUCUCGUUGAUGUUGUGUUGUCUUGGGGGACCCCCCUGGGGGGGACCUGCCCUGUGCCCCUCUGCCCUGCCGCAGUGCUCCCCACUCCAGGCCUCUACUGUUCCAUGUUGUAAAUACCCCUGGGGCCGUGGUGGGGUGGGGGUGCAGGCCAGGGAAACAAUGGGUGGGUGGGGGUGGGGAUGAGGGUAACAUUUGCCUAUCAGCAGAGCUGGGCUUUUAUUUAAUUUUUUUUAAAAAUACAAAUCUCUAUUUUUUUGGAACUGUUGCGCUGUGCCCUGGGGGGGAUCCCCGCUCAGCUCAGGCUGGCCUCCCACAUCCAUGUGAGCAUCACAGAGGGGCCCUGAGGCUGUGGGGGGCAGCUGGACAGGGGUGGGAUGACUGUGCCUCUGGCCUGGUUGGGUGAGUUGGGAGCAGGAAGGUUUGCUCAGGGGGUGGCCAGUUGCUGCCUCUGAAUGGGGGAUGGCACCCUCCCCCUCCCUGCCCCCCAGCCCCCAACCCCUGCCAUGACUGACCCUUCAGCCUGUAAAACCACCAUUGCCUUGAUCUCAGGGGGUGGGAAGGGCUGCCUCAGGGCACCCCGGGCUCCAGGCCCCCUUCUUCCAUUUGGGCUUCCCUUUGCCAGGGUCAGGGGUCCGAUGGGGGAGGGGGAGGGAGAUUGGGGGGCAGGGAAGCCCAGUCAGCCAUGAUGAGGUGAAGUUCUUUCCUUCACCUCAGGGGGCCAGGGUGUGAGGGGCAUCCUGCUGAGCCCCCAUCUCCCACUGUGGCCAUCUCAAAGCCUCUCUUCCUUCCAGAAACCCCACUGCCUUGGUCCAUACCUUUCCAGCUCCCCAGGGGCCCAGGCUGGGAGGCUGGAGACUCAGGGUAUGGCCCUUGCUGGACUUCGUCUAAACUUUGGGGGAGUGGCCCAAGUGCGGAGGGGUGGGUACAGGCUGCUGGGUUGUCUGGUGCCUUUGGGAGCUGUGCUGCUGGGGGUUUGACUCCUGUAACCCCAGAGAUCCCAUCUCCACCCCAGAAAAGCCAGGGAGGGCUGUAGAAUUACUCUAUUCUCUGAUCCCUCACCUCUGACUUGGUUUGGGAGAACAGUGCUGGGAAGGAGGGCAUUGUUGGGUUGGUGGCCCCAGCACCCACAGCCCUUCCCUGGAGGGCAGUAGGCAGAGGGGGCUGGGUGGCAGCAACCAGGUCAGGGGGUUGGCCAAAGGCGCCUUUCCCUAGGGGAGGCCCAAGAAGUGGGCUGGGGGCCUGUUAAAGAGACAGCCUCCCCCCCCCCACACACACACACAAACAGGGCAGGUGCAAUAGUGGUAGAGUUGGUAGCAUGAGGUGCCCAGCUGGUGAGCAGUGGACUCGAGAGCUGUCCUGGGUCCCAGAGGUCAGGAUUGGGGCAAAAAGAUUGUAUGAGGCCCGUUUGCUUGGUGAAGGUGGUCUGGACAAGAGGCAUCCCUGGGGUCGGCAGACCCCUGCAGGAAGCCCCUGAUGGCCUGGGUACCCUGCCCUGGCCUUGGAGACGCCCAAGCACUGAGUGGAAGGGCAGAGGAGCAAUUUGCACAAUGGAGAAGCCAGAAGGAAGGGGGUAGUCUGGGUGGACGGGAGGGCUUAGAAGCACAGAGCAGAAGUCCUUCCCACAGACAAAAGCAGAGCCCCCCCAUGGCCCCCUGGUUGGGGUCAGGGUGCUAAGUCUGUCACCACCUGGGCACUCAUGAGGUGAAACCAAAGGUGGGCAGGGGAUGGGUGACAGCACUGGGGACUAUCCCUGUUGGUCCUAAGUCUGUGAAGCCCCUUCCCAAUGCCUUGUGUCAAGUACAGUUUUAUGUACCAAUAGGCGACAUUUGGCCAGAGGAGACCCCCCCAAACCCAGCCUGACCCAGUCAGUGUCUUCCUAGAGGGGACCUAGUUGGUCCUCAACCCCCUACGUUAGAGCAUGUCUCUAGAUAGAGGGUGUAUGGGGACAUCUUUUUCUCCCAGGGUCCCCGAAACAUCUCCACCUGGGGGGGGGGUGCCUCGGGGCAUCCGUGACCUCUGGGGGCUCUCUAGCCCCUACAUCUCCUCUUGGGAAUCUCUGGGGAACAUGUAUUCCCGCUAGGGAACCAUGGGAGCAUGUCUCCCCUCCCUACCCAGGCUCUCUGGGGAGCCUGUUUUCCUCCCAGGGUUUCUGGGAGUACCUAAGACAAGUCAGUCUUGGGCCAUCUCUCUUCCCAGGGAAGGGGCUAUCUCUGAAGCUGUCCGGGAAGGGAUGUUUCUGGCCCUCCCCAUCUCUCCUAUCGGGGUGUCUUCCCUGAAGCACUUUGGGAUGAGGCUGGUUAUCUCUGGGUUCUUUUCUCCUAGAGGCUCCAGGGAUACCUCUCUCCUGAGGGCGGGACCUCCGGAGCCAUUUCUUCCCCGGAUGGGGGCUGUCUCCUGCUGUGGGGAGGGCUCGUGUUGGCCGAGAGAAGGUCUCUUAGGGGGCAUCUCUGAGCGGGACUUCUCUGGGAGUGGGGACUGCGUCUCGCCCCCGAGGCGUAUGUCUGCCCAUGGGGAAGAGGAGACUGUGUCUCCUUGGGUUAUCUGAGUGGGGAGGGGGGCCGUGUCUCUCUCGUGUGUCGGGGUGGGGUCGGGAGGGGGGUUUUGGGCGCGUCGGGUGCCCACUUUGGGGUCGUGUUUCUCUUGGUUCGUGCCACUUCCCACCGCCUCGCUCCUCCUGGGAAGGACCCCACCCCAUCCCCAUCCCUGGCGCUGCGAGCACAAUCCCGUUGAUUUGUAAUGAUUUCUGUCUCUUUCUGUCUUUCUCUUUCUCUGACCUCCCCUCGCCGCGAGCAUGCGCAGGCACCGCCCCUACCCCCUCCGGUUCGGUUCGUUUCCGGUUUGUUUGCUGAGCUGUCAAUGAAAGACCCGUGUAAUUAUUCCCGAGCUUUACAAUAAAAGUGUGAAAACCGGA